AUGGCCAGCCCAUACCAGCUCCGUGAUAUGUUCGUCACAUUCCUAAACAAUUGCUUCGUUGCAAGCCCUAAAGGACUAUGGGAACACUCAUGGAAAUCACUGAGCGAGGACAUACUUCACAAGAGACAAAGGAUCUUAGGUCACGCAAAUCUGGAGCUGGACGAUAAGACCCUGGAGCAAUACACAUUGAUAGAAGUAGAAAAGUUGAUGCGCAUGCAUGACCGCUCCUUAAAUGAUAUUAAAGAUAUGCCGAAGAUCAACCUUGUUUUGCUAAAGGAAUUGGGGAACAGGGGCACAGGAAAAACAUACCUAUACCAGACUAUUAUAUCCGGGCUUCGCUCAAGAAAACAAAUUGUUCUACCAGUUGCUUCUUCAGGAAUAGCCGCCUUGCUACUACCAAACGGGAGAACAUCUCAUUCCCGCUUCAAUAUUCUGUUGAAGCUCGACGAAGAUAAGUUCUGCAACAUCAAACCAGGUACAAUGCUGGCUGAACUAAUUGAGGAAACGGACCUCAUAAUUUGGGAUGAGGCACCUAUGACAGACAAACAUGCUUUCGAAGCAUUAGACAAGACGUUGAAGAACAUAAUGUCUAUGAAAAAUCCACCCGCAAAGAAUCAGCCUUUUGGCGGCAAAACAGUUAUGUUAGGUGGGGAUUUCAGACAGAUCCUACCAGUCAUUCCACAAGGUAGUAGAGCUGAUACUGUAUUAGCUUCGAUAAGCCAUUCAUAUCUAUGGAAUAGCUGCCACAAGUUCUCUUUGAAAACAAAUAUGCGAGUCAAUCAGGAUGAGAAAGAGUUUUCUGAGUGGCUUCUCAAGGUCGGGGAAGGUCGUCUAGAAUCAGGACAAGAAUAUGAGGAUGAUGGGUACCAUGAGUAA
Molecule: messenger RNA, 876 nt
Organism: Brassica oleracea var. oleracea
Lineage: Eukaryota; Viridiplantae; Streptophyta; Magnoliopsida; Brassicales; Brassicaceae
Product: ATP-dependent DNA helicase PIF1-like
Exons: 2
Coding region: 1-876 (291 amino acids)
Biological process (GO): DNA repair; telomere maintenance
Molecular function (GO): DNA helicase activity
Source: RefSeq, a predicted model, not a curated record